Molecule: messenger RNA, 1251 nt
Organism: Carlito syrichta (Philippine tarsier)
Lineage: Eukaryota; Metazoa; Chordata; Mammalia; Primates; Tarsiidae
Gene: TBXT
Product: T brachyury transcription factor
Exons: 8
Biological process (GO): somitogenesis; cell fate specification; regulation of transcription by RNA polymerase II
Cellular component (GO): nucleus
Molecular function (GO): DNA-binding transcription factor activity, RNA polymerase II-specific; RNA polymerase II cis-regulatory region sequence-specific DNA binding
Source: RefSeq, a predicted model, not a curated record
CACCUGCUGAGCGCCGUGGAGAGCGAGCUGCGGGCGGGCAGCGAGAAGGGCGACCCCACGGAGCGCGAGCUGCGCGUGGGGCUGGAGGACGGCGAGCUGUGGCUGCGCUUCAAGGAGCUCACCAACGAGAUGAUCGUCACCAAGAACGGCAGGAGGAUGUUCCCGGUGCUGAAGGUUAACGUGUCGGGCCUGGACCCCAACGCCAUGUACUCCUUCCUGCUGGACUUCGUGGCGGCCGACAACCACCGCUGGAAGUACGUUAACGGGGAGUGGGUUCCCGGGGGCAAGCCCGAGCCGCAGGCGCCCAGCUGCGUGUACAUCCACCCCGACUCGCCCAACUUCGGGGCCCACUGGAUGAAGGCGCCCGUAUCCUUCAGCAAAGUCAAGCUCACCAACAAGCUCAACGGAGGAGGCCAGAUCAUGUUGAACUCCUUGCAUAAGUACGAGCCCCGGAUCCACAUCGUGAGAGUGGGGGGUCCCCAGCGCAUGAUCACCAGCCACUGCUUUCCUGAGACCCAGUUCAUAGCUGUGACGGCCUAUCAGAACGAGGAGAUCACAGCUCUUAAAAUCAAAUACAACCCAUUUGCAAAAGCAUUCCUUGAUGCAAAGGAAAGAAGCGAUCACAAAGACAUGAUGGAAGAAGCAGGUGAUGGCCAGCAGCCCGGGUACUCCCAAUGGGGGUGGCUCAUUCCUGGAACCAGCUCCCUGUGUCCACCUGCCAACCCCCACCCUCAGUUUGGAGGUGCCCUCUCCCUCCCCUCCACACACGGCUGUGACAGGUACCCGGCCCUGAGGAGCCACCGGUCCUCGCCCUACCCCAGCCCCUACGUUCAUCGGAACAAUUCUCCAACCUACUCCGACAAUUCGUCUGCCUGUCUGUCUAUGCUGCAACCCCCUGACAACUGGUCCAGCCUGGGGAUGCCCACCCACACCAGCAUGGUCCCCAUGGGUCACAGCACCAGCCCUGCUGCCAGCUCCAGUCAGUACCCUAGCCUGUGGUCUGUGAGCAAUGGCGCCAUCACUCCAGGCUCUCAGGCCGCAGGGGCGUCGAACGGGCUGGCGGCCCCGUUCUUCCGAGGCACACCCUACGCCCCCCUCAGCCACGCAGCCACGGCCUCAGCCUCUGCCUCCGGAUCGCCGCUGUAUGAAGGGGCUGCUGCGGCCACAGACAUUCCCGACAGCCAGUACGACGCUGCGGCCCAAGGCCGUCUCCUGGCCUCAUGGACACCUGUGUCACCACCUUCCAUGUGA